AAAAAAAGUGCGUCGUGAAACGAAAAAGCAUAAUUAAGCAUAUGGUACAAAACGAUCAGUUCCAACUCCUCUUCAACGGAAUUGAGAACGAGGUGUUCGAGAAGCACAGCUUCGAGGAAAAAUUGCAGCGUCUAUACAAAAUCUGUUCGACCAUGUAGGGACCCAGUCUUCUGAGGUAUUUUGAGCUGGUGAAGCCAGGAGAAGAUCUCAACUGGCCCUUUCUGACACCCCGAGGAGGCGAGUGGCCCAAGGAGAAGUUUCAGUGGAUGGAGGCACUGGCUCGCCUCCGUCGGUACGGCUACAAUGACAUCAUGUUUGGAAUGAGUAUAAGACAGGAUCCGAACAGUGGCCAACCAAUAGUGGUUUUUGAAAAAAAGUACAAUUUUCUAUUCCGUUUCAUGGAGUCGCUGCAACCACCCAAAUUGGCAAAGGAGAUAGCGCCUCUGGAUAAUGCCCUACAAGAAAUGUACAAAAAAGAUAUGAGGUUUGAACACUAUGUAAGCGAUGCAGCGCCAGUGAAACGGAUUAGUCUACGGCGGUUGGAAAAUUAUGGGGUGUCCCUAACCAAGUAUCUGGAGAUCGUCUUCGGACGCCCCUUUUCGCCGGAUUUUGUAGUGCAUGUGGAGAAUCUGUACUACUUUCGGGAGCUCCAGAAUUUGAUGACUGCCGUUCGUAGCCAGGUGGUGGCCAAUUAUCUAACGGCACGCUUCAGCUUCUAUACAAUGUUCACGUUCAUGAAGCAUGGAGCUUCAUGCGUGACUACAAUGCGCCAAUCGAUGGAAUUCGCCAGCAAUCUGCUGUUCGAGGAGCGAAUUCUGGGACGCAAGAAGCUGCGUAGCUAUCAAAACCAGGCCGGCAAGAUAUUUGAUGCCAUACGCCAGCAGCUAAACAUCCGGCUCGAAAGGAACGCCCUUGAGCUGCCGCCCGCUAAGAUUUCCUUACUGCAGAAGAAGUUAAAUGGCCUGAGCCUGAGCAUCGGCAAUCCGGGAAAGGCGGGCCAUCGACGUUUCGUUACCCGUUACUACAAGGAUCUUGAAUGUUCGCGAUUUCGUCGAGGGCGGUCCGCCCAUAAACUCCCUGACCAGGCUGCCUGA
This is a messenger RNA of Drosophila mauritiana, 1094 nucleotides long. RefSeq lists its product as uncharacterized. The record is from RefSeq and is a predicted model, not a curated record. NCBI's taxonomy places the organism in Eukaryota, Metazoa, Arthropoda, Insecta, Diptera, Drosophilidae.